ACAAGCUGAUCGGAGCUCGAUUCUUAUCUGUUGAUUGGGUUUUUAGUGUGGUUUCAGCUUCCAACGUCUUGUAACACCAUGAACGCAUUUGUUAGUAGUACACAUUGGUUUAGAGUACAACAAAAACCUGUAGUCACUUCCCAGUCGUUCGUUUGUGGAUCUUCCGGGCAACAGUUAAAAAGACUCGUUAUUCGAAAAUCAUCUCUCAAACCUUUUAUCGGGGAAUUCCGCAGCAACUGUAUUUCUCGUUACAACGGUAGGAAUGAGUCGAACGUCUUGGAUCAACCUGUCCCGGAUAGGCUUUCUCAAGGUGCUUUCAAACGUCCUUGGUUCUUUGGAGGAGCUCCUCGAAGAAUACUCGUUUGGUUUUUUGCUGACCUAAGAGUGCAGGACAACGAGGCUUUGAUUAAGGCAGUGCAGAAUGGAUCUGUCCCAGGAGGUUUAGUACUGCCUCUAGUAGCGUUGCAUCAAGAAAUGCCAAGAAGUGCUGUCGUUGAAUUGAAGACAGAGUUGCAAAGACGUGGCUCUGAUCUUUGCGUCCUGCCCAAGUUUUCUACAGAGUCGGUAUUGGAAGUGUGCCAUAAAUAUGGAAUAGAAGCAAUCUACUACAAUCACGCCGAACUACCCGACCAGAUUCAACUUCAAACUGAAAUGAUCACUGAUUUGGAAAGCAAGGGUAUUCAAGUAGAAGGUUUCUGGAGCAACACUCUUGUCAGUCCCGACCAGUUUGCCAACUUGGAAAUUUCGGAUAUGGGUUUUAGGAAGUUUUCACAAGAGGCAAAGAACGUGAAAGUUUCACAGCCACUCAGUGUACCGAAUAAGUUGCCGCAUGUUCCUGAAGACAUCCCAAGACUUUUGGAUAAUAGUGUUGGAACUUAUGGCUUCUCCAUAGCAGAGUCUACAGCUUGGUCUUUGUUAGAAACUCAUCAAAAGAAUAGUUGCAAGGAAAGUGAUGGUGCAUUUAUCUUUCGGUUGAAGCCUUAUUUGGAUCAUGGCUGUAUUUCUCCAAGAAACUUAUUUGACUCCAUGAAAGAAAUGAAUAACAAGCAUACUAUUCCUAGUGGCAUGUUCCAAAUCCUUUAUGCUGAAUUGUUGUGGAGAAGUUAUGUUACUUUUAUUUCUCAUCAAAGGAUAAAGGUAAAAUCGCAUGCCAUUCAUAGUGCAUGAUUUACGAAGCUGUCCAUCUUGAAGAUGGUUUCCUUGAGUUCCCAUGUUUGUGUG
Galdieria sulphuraria is the source of this 1221-nucleotide messenger RNA. Its product is annotated as photolyase/blue-light receptor (PHR2). Gene Ontology annotation, molecular function: FAD binding; DNA binding. Lineage: Eukaryota; Rhodophyta; Bangiophyceae; Galdieriales; Galdieriaceae. The coding region runs from base 79 to 1167 and encodes 362 amino acids. The record is from RefSeq and is a predicted model, not a curated record. The transcript is spliced from 3 exons.